UUGCUUUCUCACUUUUUCCUUUCUAUUCAAUCCAUUCUCCAAAUUUGAUUCUUAAAAUCACUUAUUCUAUAAAUUUUCUCUUUGAGAAUGCGUUUUGCAACAAAAUAUAAAGGUUCAUCAAUUCUGAAUCUACGUGCCACUCAAGUUCAUUCAAUGCAAUAUUCAAGCUUAGACAAAGAGCUUGAUUUGUUUCAAAAACAUGUAUCUGAUAGGUUCAAUGAACUAUCAUCUAUUUCAAAUGAUAAUUUCUUAUCUCUUUCUUGGGUUAGAAAGCUUCUUGACACAUUCCUUUGUUGCCAAGAGGAAUUCAAGAUGAUUUUACACAACCAUAGAUCAAUGGUCUCUAAACCUCCGUUGGAUCGAUUGGUGAAUGAUUUUUAUGAGAGGAGUGUCAAAGCAUUGGAUGUAUGCAAUGCUAUUAGAGAUGGUGUUGAACAAAUUCGACAAUGGAAAAAAUCGUUAGAGAUUGUUCUUUGUGCAUUGGAUCAUAAAAGAAUCAUUGGGGAAGGCCAAUUUCGUCGCGCUAAGAAAGCUCUUGUUGAUUUAGAAAUUGGUAUGAUUGAUGCUAGUAGUAAAGAUUCUAAUAAUGUUUCUUCCUUUGGUAAUAGAAAUAGAUCAUUUAGUAGAAACAAUGUUAGUAAAGAUAAAGAUUCAUCUCAAUUUGGUCAUUUUAGAUCACUUUCUUGGAGUGUAUCAAGGAAUUGGUCAGCUGCAAAACAACUACAAGCACUAGGGACCAAUCUUUGUUUUCCUAAGAGUAAUGAACUUGUUGCUACAAAUGGUCUUGCAUUGACUAUUUAUGCAAUGAGUUCAAUUUUAUUGUUUACAAUGUGGUCACUUGUGGCUGCAAUUCCUUGUCAAGAUAGGGGAUUACAUCUAAACUUUUCGGUUCUACGGCAGCUUCAAUGGGCGGCUCCAAUGAUGUCAUUGCACGAGCGGAUUUUGGAGAAGUCGAAGAAGAGGGAGAGGAAGAAUUGUUGCGGACUUUUGAAGGAGAUUCAGGAGAUUGAGAAGUGUGCUAGGGGGAUGAAUGAAUUGGCUGAUUCUUUGGAAUUUCCUUUGAGUGAAGAGAAAGAAGAGGAAGUUAGGGUUAAAGUUGAAGAUGUGGUGAUUGUUUGUGAAAGUUUUAAAGAUGGAUUGGAUCCUUUGGAAAUACAAGUCAGAGAAGUGUUUCAUAGAAUUGUUCAUGGUAGAAUGGAAGGGCUUGAUUCUCUUGCUUGAGAGUAAUAAAAACAUUAGAUUUAGAUGCCAUAAACUUGAUGGAAUAACCAUAAAAGAUUUAGUUAUGUAAAAAAAAACCUUAACAUACAUAAAUUGUAUAGAUUUUGUAACCCAAAAAAAAUAGGUAUAGAAUUUAGGUUUGGAAUUAGGCCUUCGUGGUCUAUGCUCUUUGAUUUUGUCUCUUGGUUUAUUGUCUCAUGAUCUUGGUUACUGGAUAA
This is a messenger RNA of Medicago truncatula (barrel medic), 1439 nucleotides long. RefSeq names its product protein ROH1. Bases 88 to 1221 code for a protein of 377 amino acids. The record is from RefSeq and is a predicted model, not a curated record. Lineage: Eukaryota; Viridiplantae; Streptophyta; Magnoliopsida; Fabales; Fabaceae. The transcript has a single exon.